This is a messenger RNA of Populus euphratica (Euphrates poplar), 2170 nucleotides long. Its product is annotated as phosphoinositide phospholipase C 2-like. Lineage: Eukaryota; Viridiplantae; Streptophyta; Magnoliopsida; Malpighiales; Salicaceae. The record is from RefSeq and is a predicted model, not a curated record. The transcript is spliced from 9 exons. Gene Ontology annotation, molecular function: phosphatidylinositol-4,5-bisphosphate phospholipase C activity. Gene Ontology annotation, cellular component: plasma membrane. Gene Ontology annotation, biological process: phosphatidylinositol-mediated signaling; release of sequestered calcium ion into cytosol; lipid metabolic process. The coding region runs from base 240 to 2000 and encodes 586 amino acids.
AGUAUUGGAUUCCUGUCACAGUCACUACGCCCAUGCCAACCGUUCAAGAGAAACGAAAGGUCAAUAUGGCCGCACGCAAUGUCACCCAAAUUUCUCAGGAAACCAUCACCUUUUAUUGCCGACGCACACCAUCCUCGAAAAAACAGCACUCUCUCUUCUUACAUACAAAUGGCAACAAUCUUGUAAUCCUCGAAUAAAAACAACAACCAUCUUUCUGCAUCUCUCUCUAAAAUUCUCCGAUGUCCAAACAGACGUACAGAGUUUGCUUCUGCUUUCGCAGGAGGUUCAAGCUAGCAGAGGCCGAGGUCCCGGAUGAGAUCAAGGCCUUGUUUGAUUUGUACUCGGAGAAUGGCAUCAUGACCGCUGAUCAAAUCCACAGGUUCUUGAUCGAGGUUCAAAAACAAGAAAAGGCCACUUUCGAGGAAGCACAAUCUAUUGUUGAAAGCCUCAAACAUUUGUCUCUUUUCCACCGUAAAGGGCUCCAUCUUGAGGCCUUCUUUAAGUAUCUUUUUGGCGAUACUAACCCUCCUCUUGAUCUUAAACUUGGGGUGCAUCAAGAUAUGACAGCACCCCUUUCACACUAUUUCAUAUAUACUGGCCACAAUUCAUAUCUAACUGGGAAUCAGCUUAGUAGUGAUUGCAGCGAUGUUCCCAUCAUAAAUGCUCUGAAAAAAGGUGUGAGGGUAAUUGAAUUGGAUAUAUGGCCAAAUUCUGAAAAUGAUGAUGUGGAGGUACUUCAUGGGAGGACUUUGACAACUCCGGUGCAACUUAUCAAAUGUUUGAGGUCAAUUAAUGAGUACGCUUUUACUGCAUCUGAAUUCCCCGUUGUUAUAACUCUAGAAGACCACCUUACUCCAGAUCUUCAGGCUAAAGUGGCUCGGAUGGUCACUCAAACAUUUGGAGACAUCCUGUUUACUCCUGGCUCAGAAUGCUUGAAGGAAUUCCCUUCCCCUGAGUCUCUGAAGAGACGGAUUAUCAUAUCAACAAAACCACCAAAGGAAUACCUUGAGGCGAAGAAUAUUAAAGAUAAAGAGAGUGAUUCCCAGAAGGGGAAUGCUGCUUCCGAUGAAGAAGCUUGGGGGAAAGAGAUCCCCAUUCUUUCUGAUGACAAGAAUGAAUCGGACAAAGAUGAUGAUGAUGAUGCAGAGGAAGAUCUUGAUGAAGGAGAUCACAAGUUGCAGCAUGAUAUAGCACCAGAAUACAAACGUUUGAUUGCUAUUCAUGCUGGGAAGCCUAAAGGUGGAUUACAUGAAUGUCUGAAAGUAGAUCCUGAUAAAGUGAGGCGUCUUAGCUUAAGUGAGCAACAGCUUGAAAAGGCUGCGGAAACCUAUAGAAAAGAAAUUGUCAGGUUUACCCAGCGGAAUAUACUCAGAGUGUAUCCAAAGGGUAUUCGUGUGAACUCAUCCAACUACAACCCACUAAUUGGAUGGAUGCAUGGUGCUCAAAUGGUUGCUUUUAACAUGCAGGGACAUGGAAGAUCACUCUGGUUGAUGCAAGGAAUGUUCAGAGCCAAUGGUGGGUGUGGAUUUGUGAAGAAACCAAGUUUUCUACUGAAGUCUGGUCCACAUGGCGAGGUGUUUGAUACCAAAGCUAAGUUACCUAAGCAAAAAACUUUGAAGGUGAAAAUAUACAUGGGUGAAGGAUGGUAUUAUGAUUUCCAUCACACACAUUUUGAUGCAUAUUCCCCACCAGAUUUCUAUGCGAGGGUUGGGAUUGCCGGGGUCCCUGCAGAUACUGUGAUGAAGAAAACGAAGACUCUGGAGGACAGCUGGAUACCUUAUUGGAAUGAGGAGUUUGAGUUUCCAUUAACAGUUCCAGAACUAGCUCUGCUUCGGAUUGAAGUUCAUGAAUAUGACAUGUCAGAGAAGGAUGACUUUGGAGGUCAAACAUGCCUUCCUGUAUGGGAGUUAAGAGAAGGGAUUCGAGCAGUUCCACUCCAUGACCGCAAGGGAGAGAGAUACAAAUGUGUAAAGCUCCUUGUGCGCCUUGAAUUUGUUUGAUACCAGUAGAAGUUCCACGCUAAGUAGAAAACUACGAAAGAGAGAAGUACAGUACAAAUCUGUGAAGUCCAUUUUGAUUUCUUUGUCGUUGUUGUGAGCUGGUGUGAUUAUGUGAUUUCUUUUAUUGCCGUGUGAACAUAACAGCAUCUGCCCGGUGCUUUUCUCUUGCU